Molecule: messenger RNA, 971 nt
Organism: Stegostoma tigrinum
Lineage: Eukaryota; Metazoa; Chordata; Chondrichthyes; Orectolobiformes; Stegostomatidae
Product: cystatin-B-like
Exons: 3
Coding region: 92-397 (101 amino acids)
Cellular component (GO): cytosol
Molecular function (GO): cysteine-type endopeptidase inhibitor activity
Source: RefSeq, a predicted model, not a curated record
GGCGGAGAGUCUGAGUUUUGUUACGGUCCGCAGCUGCAUUGUAACACUUUGCAUUACAUUGUGACAAGGCGGUAAUAUCGAGAGACUAGUAAUGAGUCGACAACUGUGUGGAGGCGUUGGCUCCGAGAAAACUGCCACACCGGACAUUCAGCAGAUUGCUGAUUCAAUGAAGUCUAAGAUCGAAGAAAAGGCGAACAAAACAUUUGAUGUGUUUGUUGUAAAAUCUUACAAAACUCAAAUUGUAUCUGGGACCAAUUAUUUCAUGAAAAUCCACGUCGGUGGUGAUGACUACAUACAUGUAAGAUUAUAUCAAGAUCUUCCUUGCAGGAAUAGUGAAAGAGAAAUAUCUGCCGUACAGACCAACAAAUUACACACUGAUGAAUUAGCCUAUUUUUAAAACACAUCUUGAUUUUAGUGCGCUAGGCUGGAGCAAAAGCAAUUUCUCAGCUUGUGUAUUCACUUGCUCACUUUCAGUGCCUCUAUAUCUUGGUGGGGAAAAUACACUUGUAUUUUUAAAAUGCUAAUUAAAGCUUUUCUUCUCCCCACCCUCUGAACUUCAGUGCGAAUUGAGAUGUUUAACAAGUAAUCUGAUUUCUUUCUGUUCUUUACCAUAGUUUUAAGGAAUGGAAAAUUAGGUACAAUUGUUUCAAAAGUUACAAGUACGCUUGGAAAAUCAACUUAAUGAACUAAUCCACAAAAAGGGACAAAUCCAGCAGCCAGAAUGUUCAUUGGUUAGCUGGUUUUGCUCCAUACUAGGUUUAACUAUGGAGAUCCUACAUGUUAGAAAAAGUGUAAUGUCAUUUUUUUUAACCAUCUAAACUUGAUGGAAAAUGAUUGAGUAACCUAUGAACAUAAUGAAGACGUUUGUUUAUAAAUCUUGUUUACUGGAGGUUGAAAUAGGAAACAAAUUCAAAUAUGCUUUUAAGUAAUUCUGCGUUGUAAUAAAUAAAUAUUACUCAUCAUACUGGAAA